Colletotrichum lupini is the source of this 357-nucleotide messenger RNA. RefSeq lists its product as uncharacterized. Lineage: Eukaryota; Fungi; Ascomycota; Sordariomycetes; Glomerellales; Glomerellaceae. The transcript has 3 exons. The record is from RefSeq and is a predicted model, not a curated record. The coding region runs from base 1 to 357 and encodes 118 amino acids.
AUGAGUUUCUACUCACCGCCUCUGAAUGCUCGUCCACACACCGCCAAGAUGUGUUGUUGGACACUUUCUGCGCUGAACAUUUACUUCAGGCCAAUGCGAUUCCUUUUGCUGCCUAGCACCAAAGCCAUUCUAGUUGUUGCGAAGCGUCGUUCAACAUGGCUUGACCCUGAGCCCCCACUUGCGAGAGGAGAACAACUCAUAGCCAUGGCAGGGCGGUCAAGGGCUGGGAAGAAACAACAACAAGCACGGCAGAUUAUUUCUAGGGCGACCUCGGAACAACCCUUCAUGCGCACUCUGGUACUACGAUUACAGGAUCGUCUUUGCCGCAUGCGCCUGGCUAGCGCACAAUUCAAAUAA